UCUCAGGUGGGGCGCUGGAACUGAAAAAGAAGAGCAAGGGCAAGAAGCCAGGCCUCAACUCCCUCUUUGCAGACGCCCCAGCUGCAUCUGGAGGCGGGGACCCUCACGACAGCCAUUCUCACAGCAGUGGCAGCAGGCCAGCGUACGGGGGAGGGGAGGUGGCGGAGGGGAGGGGGGAGAGGAGGAGGGGACUACGGGAGGGAUGAUGGGCAAGACGACAGGGGCAGUGAUUACGGUAGGGACAAUCGUGGUGGUGGUGGGGGUGGUGGUGGGCGGUAUUAGAGGAGUGAGGGUGGUAGGUACAUCUGGCUGGCGACGAUUCGUAGGGGGAUGAUGAACAGUGCACUGUUGCUGAAAAAUGUGCUGAAAAAAACCCGUGAUGCAUGCCUGUUUGGACCACAUGAGGAUGGAAAGACAAUUCUCUUCAUUUGCCAUGACAAGCAAAAGUGGUUUUCUUGUUCGUGUUCAUAUUUAUGGUAAGAUCUGUAUUCUGGGUAU
Closterium sp. NIES-67 is the source of this 498-nucleotide messenger RNA. The record is from the annotation of a GenBank genome assembly. NCBI's taxonomy places the organism in Eukaryota, Viridiplantae, Streptophyta, Zygnematophyceae, Desmidiales, Closteriaceae.